Molecule: messenger RNA, 885 nt
Organism: Suillus bovinus
Lineage: Eukaryota; Fungi; Basidiomycota; Agaricomycetes; Boletales; Suillaceae
Exons: 11
Coding region: 1-885 (294 amino acids)
Source: RefSeq, a predicted model, not a curated record
AUGACCCUAGUAUCAAACGAUCCCAGUUGGUGGCCAACCAUCAAUGCAAAUAUUAGUAACAGCUAUUUCAUAGUGGCCUCCUGUGCUUUGGUGAUAUAUGACUGGGGACUUAUGUUUGGACAAGAGAAGCAACGCUGGUCCAUGAUGACCAUUCUGUAUCUCAUUGCACAAUAUGUUGCAGUAGGACAUGUUGUUCGAUAUUCCAGCAAUUCCCAUGACAGAUGGAGUCUUAUCAUCUAUGACGCAGUUAGUUGGGUGGGUGAUAUUUUAAAUGUAAUGAUGGGUGUCAUCAUGAUUGCUCGGUUGUAUGCCAUGUACCAGGGAUCCAGAAAAGUCCUGAUAUCACUUGUUGUCAUAUUUCUGGUCAUCAGAAUCGCCAACGUAGUGAUGAUCGCAAUAGUGACAAUGCAGACCUCAGCAGUACUAGAGGAAUUCAUUCUCUCUGGCAUCUAUCUGUGCAUGAAUAACUUUGGAGGAGAUUCCAUAUUUCUGCUUUCCAUGACUUGGAUACUUGACACCAUAUGGGAGGUCUUUGCACUGUGUCUCACGAUCUGGAUUGCUGUGAAGCACUUCAGUGAACUGCGAAGACACUCAGCAAGAGGUAUUAUAGGGGACUGUUUUACGGUGUUAAUGCAAACACAUAUUAGUUAUGUUGCAAGUUUAUUCUCUCUGGCGGUCUCAGUGAACCCAUUCUCCCUGGGUGUUCAGAUCUACCUUGGUUUCUCUCAAAUCUUCGACAUGAUUCAGCUGUCUGUGCUGGGACCAUGCCUCAUUCUUAGUGUUCAAGAAUACAAUGCUAAGCUUGUGGCCCACUCUGAUACAGCAACCAAUAUGACUUUGAUUGCUUUCCAGAAACAUGUCCAUGUGCAGAGUAGUAGCAUAUAG